CCUGGUCUGAGAAAGGAAGCAAGCUGUCCAUUGCAGUUGCGUAAUAUAAUUAGCUCCGAGUUGCCGUGAUAAGACCAGAAGAGCACAGAGGCUGUGACCGCUUGGCCAGCUGUUCGUGAAUGAAGCAUCAAUAGCAGUUACGAGCGAAAAACAACAGCAUUAAUGCUUUUUACAGGAGCAGGUGAUUGGUCUACUGCCCAACCCCAGCACCUGGUAUUUCUAAACUGUCUCCAAUCCAAGUACUAACCAGGACCGACCCUGAUUAACUUCUGAGAUCGGACGGGAUCUGGCAGCAUGUGGGGAUUCGGCCAAAGGAUGUUUACUUCCUGCAUUCUGACAUUUGUCUUCUUCUGGACAGGGCUAUCACAGAAUGUUAUCCAUCCAUGUGACAAGCACAUCUUUGAUAGCAACGUCCACAUCUGCCGGUCAGCUUUUAACAAGAGCAUGGAGAAAAGCGGCUACCAUCAAGCGUGCGCAUGGCCGGCUGUGAAACACAUCUACUAUGAUCUGAAGCUUUGUGCGGAUCAGUGGGCCACUGCUUCUUUGUGUCAGAGUCGGGGAUCUCUUGUGGAUGACUUCUUCCAAGAGGUCCAUCGGAAGUACUUUGUUUCCUGUGGACAGGUCCAGGACCCGCCACUCUGGACGCUCGUCAUGCUAAUAGCUCCGGUUAUCACUGCCACACUCCUCAUGCCGCUUCUGUGCGUCAAACUGGUGACAUGGAAUAUAGACAUGCCCAAUUAUUUGAAUAACUGAGAUGCUUAUUUGACACGAGAAGAUGUUAUCGUCAUAUGUAAUUGUAGUUAAUUUUGAAGUGUCAAUUGCAAGUGUGUCUGUUCUGCAUCUUGUUAUCCUGUUACAGAAACUAGAGUAAAAUCUCCUUCAGUUUCAGUCUUGAAUGCUGUGCUAUGUCAUUGGCGCAGGCUGAAUUGCCUUGUGAUUCAGCAGUCGACCAAUUUGAGGUGUUGUCUGCCUCUCACCCAAAUAUUGCUUAAUCCACUGCAUGAUAACAGCUCAGCUGUACUCGCUUUGUGCCAAAUCGAAUGCAUAGAAGGCAUCAGUUGUAAUGUGUUAAUGUCAUGUCUCCCUAUAUACAGCGUAUACAGUAGGGGUAGCCAACAUGGUUCGCCCAAGUAGCUAACCAGUGAUGGGACAUUGUGAUUGCCAAGGAAUGUUGUCAAAGGGAUCAUUUUAAAAUGUAAAUACUUGCAGAGAUUUAUAGAGAAAGUGUUGCAUGCAGAUUUUUUAUGUUUCUUACCUUUUUAAAUCGCUGUUGAUAAUUAUUGUGAGAAAUA
Phycodurus eques (leafy seadragon) is the source of this 1292-nucleotide messenger RNA. RefSeq names its product receptor activity-modifying protein 1-like. The record is from RefSeq and is a predicted model, not a curated record. The transcript is spliced from 5 exons. The coding region runs from base 295 to 753 and encodes 152 amino acids. Gene Ontology annotation, cellular component: membrane; signaling receptor complex; cell surface. Lineage: Eukaryota; Metazoa; Chordata; Actinopteri; Syngnathiformes; Syngnathidae. Gene Ontology annotation, biological process: cellular response to hormone stimulus; protein localization to plasma membrane; G protein-coupled receptor signaling pathway. Gene Ontology annotation, molecular function: coreceptor activity.